Closterium sp. NIES-65 is the source of this 1569-nucleotide messenger RNA. NCBI's taxonomy places the organism in Eukaryota, Viridiplantae, Streptophyta, Zygnematophyceae, Desmidiales, Closteriaceae. The record is from the annotation of a GenBank genome assembly.
AUGUCGCCAUUGGCGGUAACCACGUCGCCGGUAACUGUGGCGACAGCGGCGAAAUUAAUCGGAGCGGAGAGAGUUACUUACAAGUCCCCGGAUCCGAACGAAGAGGAGGAGUUAGAAGCCGCUUUAGGCAAGAUUAAAGCCCCUGUUCAGACCUUAACGGUGCCAACGCUCCGCAAGACUAUAGCGGAGCAUUCGCGCGUCCUUGUCGUGUUUUUCAAUAAGGAGGAUAAGGCGUUUCCGUUGCUCGUGGAUGACGUGUCCGGCGCGAAAGCGGAGUUGACAAAGCUGGGUGUGACUGUAGCGAUGGUGGAUGGAGUCGCGGCAGGCGAAGGCGUUCGCGAAGAGUUCAAGGCGUAUGGCGACAUGCCGAAUUUCGUGCUCGUCAGAGACGGAGUUUUCAGACCAAUCAGGGGCUACCCUGAGAAUGACGAGCUCAUUACCUUUGUGAAGAAACGGCUGGAGCUGUCAAUGACUCACCUCUCCACCUCAGACGCGCACAAGGCGCACUCCCUGCUCGCUGCUUCCAACGCCAUCGCCCUCGCCCUCCUGCACUCCCUCAAGUCACAGUCACUUGCUGCUUCCAGCGCCAUCGCACUCGGCCUCCUCCACUCCCUCACAGGUGGCUGGUGUGCAUCAAUCCUGCUGUCUCUCUUGCUCCUCUCUGCUCGUCUCUCUCUGCUCAUCUCUCUGCUCGUCUCUCUGCCUGCCCGUCUGCCUGUCAGUCAACCCCCUGCCCCUCACACGCACAAGGCACACUCUCUGCUCGCUGCUUUCAGCACCACCAUCGCUGUCGCCCUCCUCCACUCCCUCAAGGUUGAUUGGCGGCAGGGCGAGCAGGAAGAAGGCUCAGGGCGCAGUGGCGGCAGGGCGAGCAGGAAGAAGGCUCAGGGCGCAGUGGUGUUAAAAGAGGAGGAUCUGCUAGCCGGCGGCAGGGCGAGCAGGAAGAAGGCUCAGGGCGCAGUGGUGUUAAAAGAGGAGGAUCUGCUAGCCGGCGGCAGGGCGAGCAUGAAGAAGGCUCAGGGCGCAGUGGUGUUCCGAACUGACAACCCGCUAGCUGGAUAUAUGACGAUCCACAGGGCGAGCAUGGUGGUUAUAGGCGAGAAAACUCUCCCUCUCCAACUGUAUGUGCGUGUGCCUGCCUUGGCUCUUUCUCUCCCGACUCCCGUCACAAACUCCAUCGCCUGUCCCGUGUGUGUCUCACCUUUUGUAACAGCCGGCGGCAGGGCGAGCAUGAAGAAGGCCCAAGGAGCCGUGGUGUUCCGAACGGACGAUCCGCUAGCUGGCCGCGACUACCGCCCCAGCCAUGCCCGGAGACAACCCCGACUUCUGGGAAGGUUCCCAGUGGGACGUGCUGGGGUUCAUUGCGGAGUACCUGUGGGUGUUUGGGCAUCGUGCUGGCUCUGGCCGGGAAUACCGCCCGCCCAUGCCCGGAGACAACCCCGACUCUGGGAAGGUUCCCAGUGGGACGUGCUGGGGUGCAUUGCGGAGUACCUGUGGGUGUUCGGCAUCGUGCUGGCUGUGAGUGCCAACCAACCCCCUUGCUGUGUGUUUCCCUUUCUUUGGCGGUGA